AUGCAAAUAGAGACAGAAGUUCACAGUACAGAACAGAAAGAAAAUAUUCAAAACAUGAUCCUUGAGCAAAUUCUCCAAAGACUCAAUGUGAUAGAGCUAAGGCAGAGCGUUUUUAUGGAAAAAAGGGUUCAGGAAAUAUGGGAGGAGGAUGCCUGGACCCUUCUAAUGCAGAGGAGGAGUAUAAUAAAAGAAAAUGAUGGG
Dentiscutata heterogama is the source of this 201-nucleotide messenger RNA. The record is from the annotation of a GenBank genome assembly. NCBI's taxonomy places the organism in Eukaryota, Fungi, Glomeromycota, Glomeromycetes, Diversisporales, Gigasporaceae.